GCCCCCGCCCCUCGCCGCCCGCGGCUCCUCCUCGCUUCGCCAUGGUGGAGCAGGGAGACGCGGCGCCGCUGCUGCGCUGGGCCGAGGGCCCCGCCGUCUCCCUGCCGCAGGCCCCGGAGCUGCAGGCUGGGGGCCGGGGCUGGGGCAGCGGCGGGGGGCCCCGGCCCGCCGCGGAGCCGUUGAGGAGGCGGGAGCCGGGGGAGCUGGGUCCCUCCGAGGUGCUGCUGCAGCCCGGGCGCCUUGAGCUCGGCGACACAGAGGAGGACCAGGUGGUGGCCGUGUUCGUGGUCACCUUCGAUCCGCGCUCGGGAAACAUAGUAGAAUGGUGCUUACCUCAAGAUAUUGACCUUGAAGGAGUUGAAUUCAAAUCUAUGGCCAGUGGGUCUCAUAAAAUUCAGUCUGAUUUCAUCUAUUUCCGAAAGGGGCCCUUCUUCGGCCUGGCCUGCUUCGCCAACAUGCCGGUGGAAAGCGAGCUAGAGCGUGGCGCACGCAUGAAGUCUGUGGGCAUCCUCUCUCCUUCUUACACCCUGCUUUACCGGUACAUGCACUUCUUGGAGAAUCAAGUUCGACACCAGCUGGAGAUGCCAGGACAUUACUCUCAUCUGGCUGCUUUCUAUGAGGACAAGAAAGGGGUGCUCCAUGCUGGUCCGGGGAGAGGCAGCAGCUUGCCCCCUGUCUACUGGCUGCCUUCCAUCCACCGAUACAUGUACCCCGAGAUGAAGAUCACACACCCAGCUGGCUGCAUGUCUCAGUUUAUUAAGUUCUUUGGAGAACAGAUCCUCAUCCUCUGGAAAUUUGCCUUACUUCGAAAGCGCAUUUUGAUAUUUUCACCCCCGCCUGUGGGAGUUGUAUGCUACAGAGUGUACUGCUGUUGCUGCUUGGCCAACAUUUCCCUGCCUGGCAUCGGGGGCACCAUUCCUGAGUCCAAGCCUUUCUUCUAUGUGAACGUGGCUGACAUUGAGAGCCUGGAGGUGGAGGUGUCCUAUGUGGCCUGCACCACAGAGAAGAUUUUCGAGGAGAAACGUGAACUGUAUGAUGUCUAUGUGGAUAACCAGAAUGUGAAGACACACCAUGACCACCUGCAGCCCCUGCUGAAGCUCAACAGUGCUGACAGGGAGAAGUACCGGCGGCUCAAUGAGCAGAGGCAGAUGCUGCUGUAUUCCCAGGAAGUGGAGGAAGACUACCACCCUUGUGAAGAGGACCUCUUUGUGCUGUUUUUCCUAGAGCAAAACAACCGGAUAUUUCAGACUCUGUUGGAGGUAUCUGCCAGUCAAGACAAAACCCUGACAGCAGAACAUGCCAGGGGCAUGGGUCUGGACCCCCAAGGAGACCGGAGCUUUCUUAUGGACCUGCUGGAAGCCUAUGGCAUCGAUGUCAUGUUGGUCAUUGACAACCCCUGUUGCCCAUAGGAAGUGGUGAGCCACUCUCAUGUGGGCUGAGAGCAGCCUGGAGUUCAGCCCAGGCCCAUAAAGGGCCUCCUUUUUUAUUAAGUCGAUACCAUGGAAUAUUGUUUAUCCUUUCCAACAAAUGUAAUUUUUGAAAUUUCCUUUCUUCCCUUUCCUUUCCUUUCUUUCACCUUUGGUUUUAUGUCCUGCUUUGGUAGGAUGUUAGAAUCUACCACUUUCUCCCCAGAACUGCUUGUUCUUUGAGCCUGGUUUGAUCCUAGGAACUAUAAAAGUAGAUUCUCUUAUUUCACUCAUUGUUGAGUGACUUGGGGAGAUGUGGUGAAGGCCAUAUAUUACUAGGAGAAGAUCAAGCCCUGGUAACACUGAGGUGGACUAUUCAUAAAGUCUGUACAUUCUUUGUCUCUUGAUGUAUUCAAGCAAAAGACAGCUAUGUGUCCAGUGUGGCCUUAGAUGGUCAUCUGCCUGAAGGCAGAUGCUAGACCAGAUAACCUUUCGAGAUAUUUAGUGGUUCUAAGAGUCUAUAUAGUCUUUGGAUCAAAUUCCUUUUCUUGUUUUGGGGGGCAAAUCCCUCUCUUCUCUGUUCACUUGAGUAGAGACCUCAAAGAGGGACCAAAAGGGUAUUUUUGACACCAGGUAUGAGCUUCUCUAAGGACAGGAUGAUAGGGAAGGUUGUUUAUUAGUCAGCUGAAAACUAAAAUUGUAGAAUGAGGCCUUGAAAGCUUUCUCAAAGUAAGUUAAUGGUGGCUGGCCAAUGUGAUGGUCCUUUCCCUGAUCCUCUCCUCCUGGGAUGGAUUGGAGUAUUCCUAAGGCCCAUUGCUGGCCUUGGAGCCUACAAGCAAAUUCAUUUCACAAUUUAGUCUUCUUUAAGGGCUAAACAUCUUCUUGGAGUAAUUUGGGUAUUUGUAAAGGGCAUAGUGCAUAGCAACCAAAGGGCAGAGCAGUCAAGCUUUGGAGAUGAAGAAGUAAGUUUAUUUAUAUGGAUGAGAGUUUUUUGGAGGCAUAACCAGCAGAGCCUCUGGAUCAGAUAAGAUUCACUGGAUUUUGAAAUCUAGCAAGUAUGUGAGCUGACUAAGUCAGAAGUUGUGGUAUGGUGUUAAGAAGACUGUUUACCAGUUUGGAGUUUGGAUCCCUGAUAAGCAGACUUCUCUUCAACAGUGACAAUAUUCUUGAACUAAGUACUUAGGGCAAGAGACCUAACAGAUUUGUUAGAGAAAAUUUGACAGUGCCUUCUCCCAGCAAAGUGGUCAAGGAACGCUUGAGUGUCACUAAUGAAUGCAUCUGCUUUCCUAUGAAAUGUUUUGGUCUGGGGCCAGUCCUAUUGCUGCCUGCUUUGGCAGGGUGUUUGAUGGAUGCCAGCUUAGAUGAGACAGCAAUUGUUUGUUAAGCAGACUCAGGAAGCCAGCUCCUGUGAGAGUAGUGUUUAGGUCUUUUUGGCCAUACUUUAGGAUCUAGACUUGAGAUACUGCGUUGUUGGUGACAAAUGAGUUCUUCCCCUUCAGCCUUCCUGUCUGGCUCUGUUACUGGAAUAGCCAUCAGUAUAUCCAUGUCUGUGACUAAGAUCCUGCCAGGCUAAUGUACACAGCAGAGAGAAAUAACUUCAAAUGGAUGGAUCAUAAGUCUUCUCUCAAGACUAGAUUUUUAUAGCUUAUUGCUUUAUUCAAAUGUAUUUUCACUAUAGCUCCUUGAUAAGAAGUUCAAGAGUUAAGAAAUUCAGAUAUGUGGCCGUGCAAACAGACAUUGAUUAAUCAAAGUAGAAUCUUUUAUGUAAAUAUAUAAAUACAUUUGGGCAUUAAAAUGUAAAGUAUACAAUGAUACAUUUUUCUCCUCUGCAGUGUGGGUUUAGCCAUCAUUUCAGUGAUGUGUGUUUACAAAACAAACAAAAAAAAACAUAUCUUUAGAUGUUGAAGCUUCUCCAUUAUGUUUUCCUUUGAGACCAACCUUCUCCUCUUGCCUCUCAAGAGGGAGCCUUUUUAACUUAGGUCACCUAAUGGUUAUUUUUAGUGGUAUUUUAAGGUUCAAGGUUUUCUAAGUUGGGGUGGGGGUGGUUAGGAGUAGGGGUAUAAGUGAAAGGAAAGGUCUGAUUCUCUUGGACGACAUAGGCAGACCCUUCUUUUCUGGAACUGGGGAAUUGGUUGGAAGGAUACUCUCUUUAAGAACUUGUUCCAGAGCCUUUUCACAUAUGAACACUUGUUUUGUACGAUAUUUUCACUCCAAGCUCAGAAGUACUGCAGGGAAGACGGUAAGAUGAGAAUGAGGUUCUGGUGUUUACUUUUGAAUGAUAAGUCAGGUAACUACAUCCCAUUACAGGCAGCUGUCUGAUUGGCAUCUCCUUGCGUUUGUGCUCACACUCAUGCAGAGGACCAAAGUAUGGGUGGGCCUGGAGGGAAAUGUACCAGUGAGGCAGUGGCAUGUCUUAGUUCAUAAGGAGCCUGGGUGAAGCUGACCCCAGAGCAGAAUUUCUCCCCUCCCUCACUGUAUUCCUUUAAGAAAGAAUCCAAGGAUUCAGUCCUUCCCUACAUUGCCAGCUUCCUUGCAGGGCUAGAAAUCUAGUGCAACACCUCUGCCUGGCGAACAGAAUGCUCUUUAGCUCUUUCAUUAUCUUUGUCACUGUUUAUCACCCCCAAAGUAUUUCUUGGCUAGGUUGUGGUGUGACUCUUUUUACUGAGGUCACCUUUUGAAGGCUUGCUUUGUUCCAGACUUUCCCUGUUUCCCCAAAAACUGAAGUUAGCAGGCACAACUCAGCAUCAUUUGCUGCCAGUUCCCUAUAAGGGAAUUAAUUUGUGAAGUACCUGAUAGGAAUAUCUACACAGUGACAACAGAAGCUAGGAGCCACACAGGCCACUUUUCCAUUACCCUUGAAAUAUUUUCUAAUGAGGAACUAUCUGCUUUUAUUCAGAAGGUGUUCCCAGAAAUCCUUUUUUACUGCCUUCUAAGUUAGUAAGCUCUGAAGGGGUAGAGGUUAUUCCUUCUGGAGCAGCGUUGGAAACCUAGCAUGUGGGUGCCUUUCUGAUGAUAGCCUUCUGCCCUUCCCUACUGUUGGACUCUUCUCUCUUCCCCUCCCUGCCUAAGCCUGCUUUGUGUUUCUGGGAACUGGAAGCCUGAUUUGGUCCCAUGCUGUGAACCAUGUGCUAACCUGGAAGUAACUGCUGACCUGUGAUGCCUGCGACUGCCCUAUCAUCCCGGAAUCAAGGUAGAAGAAAUUCCAGGUAGCUAGAUCCUUGUGGGGACUGGAAUCCAGGCUUGGGGUUUAUCGGUAUUCACAUAAAAUAUGACAGAGGCCUGUUAAAGUAGAUUUUUUUUUUUUUUAUUUAGUUUUGUAAUCUUGGUAGAGUUAAUACUCAGCCUUUGGGAAAAUGUUCCGUUGCCCUCUGGCUAAGAACUCUUUCUCCACAAGGAGUCCGAAAUGGCAGGGCUUAUCUCCUACCAAACUAAAACACAUGAGCCAAAUAAUUUGUCUUUGGCUUCAGUUAAACCUGAAGCAUUCUUCACACUUGCUAUGGAUCCAUUUCAAUGAAAGUGUCCUACCUGAGGCCCUGUGCAGUCCUUAGUAAUUUAUGAUUGCAACAAAUUAGAGGGCAUUUGCCUUCCAUAUCCAUUGUAGCAUGCUGCCUUCCAUUUGGUUAGAGGAGAGGGGCUGAAUUCAAUAUAGUGAUAGAAAUAAAUUAGCACAGUGGUGAAGAUAAUUCCAAAUGUCACACAUGAAGAUUUGCUUAUCAGUGUAUCUGUAUGAUAUUUUAGCUAGGAGAUAAGGAUAAAUUUAAUCAUAGCUGAGUUAUUUUUAAUUCUGGUGACUAUGAGGAUUAACUUGCAUGUCUAUGUAGAUAGAAAAUUCUUCUAAAAAGAUAUUAUUCACCUUUACACCUAGGCCUUUAGGGAAACUUUUGUAAAGGGCAGUAAUGAAUUAACCUUUUAAUGGUAAUGCAUCAACCCUUCAAGAAGAGGCAGGAACCAUAGGGACCAUUUUGUUUUGCUUUUCCUUUGAAACCACACAGCUCAGGGAAGGAUUGAGAGGAUUUCUCCAGUCCCAUUAAAGUUCAUCCCUGGGGAGGUAGAGAAGAGAGGGGAGGGUGAUGCUGAAUAAAAUUAUAAGACAGUGUUCAUCUUGACAGUAAGCUUGCCUUAGUUUUUGAUGACAGCUCUAAAUAAGCAAGAAAAUUAAUAUGGGGACCAACAUACAUGGGCUUUUAUCUCCCUGUUAGGUUCCUGACUAAUGAGCUCAGAACUUGUGAAAGGUCCAGCGUUUCUAUCUUCUCCUCUGUACCCCUUGGUUACACUUAGGACCCCUGAUAUGAGACUCCUACAGACUAAUAGGCUUACCUCAGCAGGCCAAGUCCCAUCCCUUCUUAUUUCAGGAAAACCCUUUUCUGAUUCAGGUAGGGAAAGAGAAGGAGUUAAGAGCUCCCAGUCAUGGGUUUUUAAUAUUCCAUUUUUAUUACUAAUAUACCUCUGUUUCUAGGAGCAAUUGGAGCACUACUGUUGUGGGAAAAAGCUAACUGUGAAUUAAGUUAAUGUUUUUCUUAAAAAUGGAAGUUUAUUUUUAUAUCGAUUUACUAUGUGUGAAUUGAGUAUGCAGAUGUUGAAAUGAAGGAAAUUUCAAAACUAUAAUCCUAGGAGAAAUGAGCAGUUCUGUAAUUUGGUAGUGGCUGAGACCCCAUAUAAGUUUCAUUAUGUAAAUAUAUUCGAGCAUUGACAUAAGGAGAUUGUGUUGUGAAAUCUUAAUGCAAUCUUUAGGAAAUAAAGUUGACAGUCUUGGGAGGAUGACAUACAAACACCAACCUUAAGUAAAACUCUUGUACAAAAGAGGGUAAAUGUGAUCAUUCUGACUAUUAGGCUCUUAGUUAAAUGGGGGAGGAACAAGGGGGUAAUUUUAUAACUGGCACUUUAAUUCAUCUUUGAAGCUAAAAUAUAGGGGCAGUUGAAUGAAAUUCCAAAUUUAGAAAGGGAAUAAGAAGAUUCUAGUGCUAUGUAGACAAAUGAUGGAGAAAUAAAGCCCUGCGUUCAUCUCUUUAGAGUUUAUUCUAGAAUUUCAGCAUAGCAUGGCCUUUUAGAGCUAAUAGUAUCUGAAUUCAAAAAAAUCUAUUUAAUUACCACAGUAGAAGGAUAGGUGUGAAUUAAUUAUGUUUGCUUUUGAAUGCCUAUUUAGACUGAUAAUAAAUUUACUUUGCUUUCUAAGGACAGUUAGGGAAUGUGGGGGUAAGGUAAGGUAUUAUGAAUUAGCCAGAGAUGAUUCACAAAAUAAAAAAUCCACACAGAGAUAAUUGAGUUAGCCAGUUGCAAAUAUAUUUAAUUUACAUUAAAGUGAAAACGCCUUUCUUCAGAUAAAUUAAAGUCUACAAAAAGUUUUGAAGGUGGCAUUAGGGGAUAAAAAACCUUUGAAUCUAGCAUGCCCCCAAAAAAUGUAAGUGAGGAAAGGUGUAAAUUCUGUGCUUUUGAACUGACUGGCUAGGAGAUUUAGGGGUAUAGAGUAGAGGAAGACAAAAUUAACUUCCUUUAUCUACCCAGAAUUUGCUUGCUACAUUUUUAUAAGACCAGGAAAUAAGAAACCUUUUCUGAAAAAUAAAUAAUUGUAGCCUUGGAAAAACUGUUUUCCUAUUUCUUCUGAGUUAGGAUCAGCAUAGCCUCCCUGUCACCUUAAAUGUAAAAACCCCUAUUUUGAGUAAUUCCCUAGCUUAAGUUAUAGCAAUAACAGAGACUGAAUCUAUUUUUGCUUCAAGUCUUUCCCUCACAUUAUGAAAUUAGUAAGACACUUCAUAAAUUUUACCCUGAACACCACUGCCUAAGGUAUAUUGGUAUUUCUCUCUGUUUUUAGAGGUAAUCCUUUCUAAGACCUAAAAAAAAAAAAAAAGUUGGGGUUAAUCCUGAAGCUAAGACUAAAUGUUUCUUGAGUUGAUUUUGUUCUGUGUAACAUCUGCAUAUAUCAUAUUUGUAUAUAUCUGAACCAGGUUGUGUGCAGAGAGGUUAAUAUAACUAUAUUUACAGAAAACAGUUUUUACAAUUAAAGUCACAUUUUAAAAUGAA
Choloepus didactylus (southern two-toed sloth) is the source of this 7424-nucleotide messenger RNA. It is a transcript of the gene DENND11, whose product is annotated as DENN domain containing 11. Bases 42 to 1409 code for a protein of 455 amino acids. Lineage: Eukaryota; Metazoa; Chordata; Mammalia; Pilosa; Megalonychidae. The record is from RefSeq and is a predicted model, not a curated record. Gene Ontology annotation, cellular component: cytoplasm. The transcript has 9 exons.